Brassica oleracea var. oleracea is the source of this 1313-nucleotide messenger RNA. Its product is annotated as probable trehalose-phosphate phosphatase H. The record is from RefSeq and is a predicted model, not a curated record. Bases 83 to 1123 code for a protein of 346 amino acids. Gene Ontology annotation, molecular function: trehalose-phosphatase activity. Gene Ontology annotation, biological process: trehalose biosynthetic process. Lineage: Eukaryota; Viridiplantae; Streptophyta; Magnoliopsida; Brassicales; Brassicaceae. The transcript has 12 exons.
CCCAUACACACAUUCUCACUCUGUUUUCUUACAACUCAAAUCUCUUUUUCUAUCUCUUUCGACUUAUAUUUGCAAACAAUAAAUGGUAAGAUUCAUCGAAGAAAACACAAAACCGGAGAAAAUUGAAACAGGAGACAAAUCAAAAACGGAUGCAACAUUAACGGUGAAGACGAAAGUUCUUCAAGAUCUUAUCAUCAACAAUGGAGGAGGAUUAAUAAAUUCAUGGGUUGAUUCCAUGAGAGCUUGUUCACCUACUCACCUCAAAUCUUCGAUGAAACAAAGCUCUUGGCUCACAGAACAUCCAUCAGCUUUAGAUAUGUUCGACGAGAUUCUUAAUGUUUCCGAAGGAAAAAAAAUCGUUAUGUUCUUGGAUUAUGAUGGCACUUUAUCUCCCAUUGUGGAUGAUCCAGACCGAGCUUUCAUGUCUAAGGAGAUGAGAAGAACAGUGAGAAAACUAGCAAAAUGUUUUCCUACUGCCAUAGUUAGUGGAAGAUGCAGAGAAAAGGUUUAUAAUUUUGUGAAACUGACUGAGUUGUACUAUGCUGGAAGUCAUGGAAUGGACAUCAAAGGACCAGAGCAAGGGUCCAAGUAUAAGGAUGAUAAAUCUCUUCUUUGCCAACCAGCUACAGAGUUCCUCCCCAUGAUCGACGAGGUCUAUCAAAAAUUAGUGGAUAAAACAAAUUUUACUCCCGGAGCCAACAUAGAGAACAAUAAAUUUUGUGUCUCUGUUCAUUUCCGACGCGUCGAUGAGAAAAACUGGAGUGAUUUGGCUAAUCAAGUUCGAUCAGUCAUGAAGGACUACCCUGAGCUCCGACUUACUCAAGGAAGAAAAGUUUUGGAAAUUCGUCCUAUCAUUAAAUGGGAUAAAGGCAAAGCACUCGAGUUUUUAUUAGAGUCCCUUGGAUACGCCAAUUGUACCGACGUUUUCCCCCUUUAUAUCGGCGAUGAUCGCACAGACGAAGAUGCAUUUAAGAUACUGAGAGAAAGAAGACAAGGUCUUGGCAUUCUUGUAUCCAAAAUCCCAAAGGAGACUAACGCAUUAUAUUCUCUGCAAGAGCCUGAUGAGGUUAUGAAUUUCUUGCAGCGUUUAGUGGAAUGGAAACAAUUGAGAUCUGGAGCAUGAUGAUAGAGCUAUAAGCCUAUAAGUACAUAAGACUCUUUUUAAUGACAUGUUAAUCAAGUUUUUUUUCCUUCUAUGUAUUGUACUCAACGCAUCUUUGUAAAGAGAGAUCCAUUAUCAAAGAAAACAGUUAAUGGAAUCGAUCAUAUAUGGUUCUAUUCAAUUAUUUCUACGCGUGUAUAUUAUAAAUACU